CAUAAUAAUAAUAAUAAUAAACAUGUCGGGUGUUUCGAGCUCGCGGAUUAAAGAGGUUCGCAGUCCGAAGUGCGCGCGCUGUAGAAACCACGGGCUGCUCGUGCUAUUAAAAGGCCACGCGGCCAAAUGCAGUUUUGCCGAGUGUCGGUGCUGGAAGUGCUCUCUGAUUUCGGAGCGCACUCGCAUCAUGGCGAGGCAGAGGAGCAUCAAAAAAGGCCUCUGCGAACCAGAGGAAACCCAUCAAUCAUGCAAACCGACCAGUAAACGUGUAAAGGUGCCAGCUGACCAGAUACCUGGGGGUACAAGUGGCAUCAAGAGCGCCACCCAGAGUCCAGAACAGCAGGUGGAAACGAGGGGUAAAACGUACAUCCAGCUUAAGGCUCCGGUGAGCAGCAAACACACUCAGACCACCAACCUGAAUCCUCCUGCAGACACGGUGACUCCCUUCAACUACUCCUACUACUGGCAAAGAGGCCCCCAGGAGCCCCUUCUCACAGAUCAGCCAACUUCGCCAUGGCCAGGCUUCUUAUCACUAAUACACCAGAAUUCCUUAAACGAAACAGUGGCCAUGACGCCACCCUUCCAGCUCCAUGCCCGCUAUGCCAACACCUACGUAUACCCAGCUUAUCUGGUAGGAGCUCCUCCACUCAGCUUUUCCCAUCUGCCCGAGAUGUGGGCGCAACAGGAAGGUCCUGCGUUGGUCUACGCGCCCCGCCCUUGUUAUCCAUGGGUUAGAGAGGAGAACAACCCAAACCCGGAUCACUACCAGCAGUUCUACAGGAGGAGCACCGAGUCUCUUCCUUUACAGAGUGAACGUAACCCAGGGAUUAGAGACGAGCACCCCGGUCAUGAAUAAUCCCACACCCCUGGCUAAACACCACGUUUUAAUUACUGCUUAUUUGCUAAAUUUAACAUAGUCACAUUUUUAAGGUCUUUUUUUUUUACAUAAUCAAAUAAAUGUUUCUUCUCUGUAGAGGAUCUGGCCAAAGAACUGGACACCACCUUCCAAAACCACACCACAACCCUGGUCUUUAAGACAAUAACAGCCUUCACUAUUAUGAUUUCGGUGUGUGUGUGUGUGUGUGUGUGUGAGAGAGAGAAUUUAUACCUAUUAUAUUCCUAUAUCUAAACACUUGUGAGGUCAGGCACCCAUGCUGAACAAGAAGGCCAUGCUCUCCUCGCAAUCAACAUUCCGAAUCAUCCCAGUGGUUCUCAGCAGGACUGUGUGUAGUGGCUCCAUGCCAAAUUUAAAGUCUAACCAAACCACGUCUUUAUCGAUCUGCUUUGUGAACAGGGGAACAGUCAUCCUGGAAGAAAGGGAAACGGCCUUUCCUAAACUGUCGCCACAUAUUUGGAAGCGUGACAGUUAUUUUACAUCAUUGAUUUAAUACAUUAGAUAGGAACGGGUGUGGUGAAAAUAUCUAAAACCUGGCCAGCGACACCGCAGAGACACAAACUCUGGUCCUCACGGUGGUGGGUUGAUUAGUUAGGCCACUGCACCAUCUAAGCACCCUUCCUAAUCGUUUCCCCCUUUUUAGGAAUGCAUAAUUUAUCAUUAAUUCUGACUAUUAUAAAACAAAGUCUAAUAAGAGUGUAAUGAACAAGCUUGUGCUUCGUUUAGGUUUUUACUCAGGCCGUGUUCAUCUAAACCUGAAUUUUUGAGUUUGUUAUGGAUUCUUUUAAUGAAGCUGUUCUACGUUCUUCAGUCGUUCACUUUCCUGCUUUAUUAUUCCAGAUUCUAAUGCGUUUCAUUUAAAAUGGGUUCGAAGUGCCUUAUUCAGCAAAGCAGCUACACAGAAACUUAAUAAACGAGGAAGAAAGACGUGUGGUGUAGAAAUGUAAUACUGGUUAGAUUAUACACCGAUCAGACAUAACAUUAAAACCACCUACUUGUUUCUACACUCACUGUCCAUUUUAUCAG
Trichomycterus rosablanca is the source of this 1921-nucleotide messenger RNA. Its product is annotated as doublesex- and mab-3-related transcription factor 1-like. The coding region runs from base 23 to 856 and encodes 277 amino acids. The record is from RefSeq and is a predicted model, not a curated record. NCBI's taxonomy places the organism in Eukaryota, Metazoa, Chordata, Actinopteri, Siluriformes, Trichomycteridae. Gene Ontology annotation, molecular function: DNA-binding transcription factor activity, RNA polymerase II-specific; RNA polymerase II cis-regulatory region sequence-specific DNA binding. The transcript is spliced from 4 exons. Gene Ontology annotation, cellular component: nucleus. Gene Ontology annotation, biological process: sex differentiation; regulation of transcription by RNA polymerase II.